Cooperia oncophora is the source of this 570-nucleotide messenger RNA. The record is from the annotation of a GenBank genome assembly. Lineage: Eukaryota; Metazoa; Nematoda; Chromadorea; Rhabditida; Trichostrongylidae.
AUGUUAAAUUCCAAUCUGAUGGACACUCUCAAGAAAGAAAACAUAGACGUUGCGAUAGUGUACGCUGGAAACCCGUGCCAGCUGGCUAUCACCCGCGUCUUGGCCAUUCCGGUUAUCUAUUUUGAUUUGGAAGGUCUAUCUGAUGAAACACUGGUUGCAUCUAAUUCGCCGCUUAAUUUGGACAUCCCUCCCUCAAGAUGUUUUCUUCCGGAGUUAUCUCAUCAUGCUCUCGGCCGAUUUCGGAAUGGCCUGUGUUAUAUGAGAGAAUACCUAGUACAAAGUGGGAUAUCCUCGCUGGCAAAGUUGGUUUCAAGGAAAUACCGGCAAUUGGAUGACCCCAUUACGUCGAUGUUUGCCGAGGACUAUUAUCUUAAGAAGAAAUUUCCGUCUUUUCCGGAUAGUAGCGAACUUCUGCGGUCCAGUUCGCUCUUCUUCGCCAAUACUGAUCCCCUUUUGGAAUUCCCGCGAGCCUUAUCUCCACUGGUGAUUCCCGUUGGAGGACUGCAUGUUGAUCAGCCUAAGCCCUUAUUUGCGGUUGGUUGUUGUGAUUGCCACAUGCAUUCAAUGUAG